AUGAAUCGUAAUGAAAUUUCUAGUUUAUUAGAUUUAUCUUCAGAAAGUUCGUUUGACGAUACUGACGAAGAUCCCAACUGGAAUGAUGAAGAUGUGUACAGUAGUUCCGAGGAUGAGUCUUCUGCUUCUCCUGUGAUGCGUGGAGAUGGUAAUGAUUGGAAUAAUGUUAUAGACGAACAACCAAAUUCUAAUGUAAUUUAUAAUCCAAAUAAUGAAUGUGUUGGGAUAAAUGAGGAUAUUGUUGAAACAAUGAUUGACUGUAGCCCUUAUGAUUUUUUUGCAUUAUUUUUUGAUGACGAAGUUUUAAAACUUAUAGUACUCGAGACUAAUCGGUAUGCAAAUGAUAAAAGAAAUUCAUGCAAUCUAUCUCGUAAUGCUCGAAUAAAAAAGUGGAAAGAAACCGAUGUAAAAGAAAUUAAAACUUUUUUCGGUUUAGUUAUAUGGAUGGGAUUGGAUAAAAUGCCUACCAUAGGCCAUUAUUGGAGAAAUACAACGUUAUUUUCGAGCCACAUUCCUCAAUAUAUGUCGAAAAACCGUUUUGAAUUACUACUAAGUGUAUUACAUUUUUCUGAUAAUAAUACAGCUACAUCUUAUAACCGUUUGUAUAAAAUUCAACCACUUAUUGAUUUGCUUGUCUAUAAAUUUAAUGCAGCACUUAUACCUAAUGAUUCAAUGUGUAUUGAUGAGUCAAUGGUUCCGUUUUCGGGACGACUGUUAUUUAGACAAUACAAUGCAUCUAAAAGACAUCGCUAUGGUAUAAAAAUUUUUAAAUUGUGCACUACUGAUUUUUAUACUUCAAAAUAUAAAAUUUAUAGUGGAAAAGAAGCUUCCGACAAUACUUCAGUUGCUACUAAAGUGGUGUUUGAACUAUUAUCGGACUACUUAGAUUUUGGACGAACUUUAUAUGCCGAUAAUUGGUACAACAGUAUAGACCUUGCUGAAAAAUUAUUGGAUAGAAAUACUCAUUUGGUGGGAACUUUACGAAAAAACAGAAAACGGAUUCCAAAAGAAAUAGUGACAACAAAAUUGAAAAGAGGUGAAAUGAUAGCUAAACAGAAUGGCCUUGGUGUAACAGUUCUAAAAUGGAAAGAUAGAAGAGAUGUUCUCAUGAUUUCAACUAAACAUGGAUUGAUUGAUGUAAGUGAUCAGAUAGGUGCUUACCACACCUGUUUGCGUAAAGGAGUAAAAUGGUAUCGUAAAGUAGCCUUUGACAUAAUAUGUAAUACAGCAGUAGUAAAUGCAUUUAGUCUUUACAAAGCAGUCACCAAUAACAACAAAUCUAUUACACAAUUUAGAGAAGACAUUGCUCUCGACAUGGUUAAAAAAAAAGAGGUCAACUCGCAACAAACAUCUACAAUUAUACCACACCAUACUUUAGUCAAAGAUAAAAAAAGGGCAAGAUGCGAUGGAUGUUACAGGCAAUGUUGCCGUGAAGAAGGCACGAUCAAUGCAAGAAAAAAAGCAAAACGUGUACACACAAAAUGUGAAGCUAUCCUUGAAGCGAGCAAAGGUGACGCUAAAGUAGCUGCCGCUUGCGGUGAUAUCUCUGUUACCUCCAUGUGGAAGCUCACCAAUGGUCAACAAGUUGCCAAGGUCAGAGUACCUAGAUCGGCGAAACCCACAGAG
Molecule: messenger RNA, 1626 nt
Organism: Acyrthosiphon pisum (pea aphid)
Lineage: Eukaryota; Metazoa; Arthropoda; Insecta; Hemiptera; Aphididae
Product: piggyBac transposable element-derived protein 4-like
Exons: 4
Source: RefSeq, a predicted model, not a curated record